AUGUCUGGGGGCAUUGAAGCUCUACAGUUAAAGGAAGAAGAUGUUACAAAGCUACUUGCUGCUGGAGUCCAUCUGGGUGCCAGCAAUGUAGACUAUCAAAUGGAAAGUUACGUUUUCAAACGAAAACCUGAUGGUAAGAAAAACUUGUGCAAGGGAUUGAUGUUUUUCUUCCAUGCGCAUAAUCAGAGUGGAUAAUAUACAGAGUCUCAGAAGCUUGUAGGUUGAAAAAGUAUCAUACCAUGCCACCUAGUUCAAAUUUAUUGAUGUACAAAUUCUUGCAUUGGUUAGGUUCUAAGGCAUUGUGUCAGUACUGUGUUUGUUGCCCAAUCUCUUGAAGAUUUAAGCCUAGUAUGUUAUGCAACUGGGUAAGUACUGAAAAUAAAUUUAAUAGAAGAGUUAUUUUAAAACUUUUCCUAGGUGUUCACAUCAUCAAUUUAAGAAAGACUUGGGAGAAGCUGCUCCUUGCAGCUCGUAUCAUAGUGGGCAUUGAGAAUCCUGCUGAUGUGUGUGUGAUUUCUGCCAGGCCUUAUGGACAGGUAAAUUUAGAACAUUACACAGGGUUGGUACAGUGUCUUGAAUUCUUGAAAAAAGUCUUGAAAUUUGCCCAGAAAUUUUCCAGACCUGGAAAAAGUCAGGAAAAUGUAGUUUAAGUGUGGGAAAAUGGCAAAAAUUCUAGAAUUUGUUUUUCAAAGCUCUAACAAGUGCUUUGGAAGAGAAUUUUUUUCCUUUUGGUCAAAUCUUAUUCAAUCUCGGCUGUAAAUUUGCAGCGCACCAUGAAAAUAGCGUGGUUCCCUGCGUUUUUUAAGGUCUCUAUUGAUCACCCAUUUGAUAACCUUGGUCUAGAAAAAUAAAUUAUUGUUUUGAAAAAUGUUUGGAAAAAGUCUUGAAUUCUGGAUCCAAAAAUCUGUAUGAACCCUGAUUACAGUGCUUACUCAAUUGGUGAUUGGCCUAAGUCUAAUGUUAGUCAUAGAUUUUGUAGUAUUAUCCUCAUAGUGAGGGUAACUCAUAUGAAGAAUGGACUGUUUCUGGUUUCAUGUACUGUAAAACAUGAGUAGAUGGCGUCCAUGAGACGAUCUUUAGAUGGUGCAAAGCAACAAUUAUUGUGUUGAAAGGUGACAUCUUCUGAGGUUGCUUAAAUACUUGUCGGUGUUGUCAGUGUCUGUGUCUUGAUUUAAUUCUUUUUUUGGUUACAUUUAAUUUGCAUUUGUUUUAAACUGAGUAACAUAGAUCUAUGUUGUGCUUCAUUUUUAUCCUUGGUUUAAAUUUCAUUUUCCAUUGUUUCAGACUCAUUAUCGUACAUGGUAAUGUACGAUAAUGAGUCUGAAACAAUUAUCCAUGAACAAAAGAGAAUAAAAUUUAAACCAAGGAUAAAAUUGAACCACAACAUAGAUAACCACACUGUAUACAAAAAAGAAGGGGAAAAAAGCCAAGCUGGAUAAAAUUACAAUACGACUAUUUAUUCCUGCCUUUCAAAGUGUUUGUGAGGGGGAUCUUCGAGAUUUUGUUCACAUCUUGGGCAUUAUGAAGAAGUAUUUAAAAUGUUCAGUUUAAGUCUUUUUGAUAAUGUAUAUUUUGUAACAGAAAAACAAGAAUUUGGGUUCAUCAACGGAAUUGAUAAGGCAGGUUAGCCAGUGACUCUGGGGGAUCUCAAUCCCCCUACGGUGGCCAACAAGCCACUUUGGGGUAAACAAACUAAUGUUAUGUUAUGUUGGUAUUUGAUAGCGUGCUAUUCUAAAGUUUGCAUCCCACACCGGAGCUACAGCUGUGGCUGGACGCUUCACGCCGGGUACCUUUACCAAUCAAAUUCAGGCGGCUUUCAAGGAACCACGACUGCUUGUUGUUUGUGACCCACGCACUGACCAACAGGUAAAAAACAUUCAAGUUCAUAGAAGGCAGUUAACAUCAAGUUAAUUAUGCCUUUAUUUAGAACUGAUUUCUUCCUUUUCUUUUAAUUAUGGGUUUUGAGUACCUUUUUAAAUUUUUAAUGGCACUUAAUUUUGCAAUUUGUAAAAAUUUUCGAAGACUCCCAACAAUAAUUUAUCUGCUCCUCUUCCUUCUUAGGAUUGACACUAUUCAGUUAUGAAAACAUGUUGUCUUGAACACUUUGAUAAAUAAUACCCUGUUAACCUUUGAAGUGUAAGGUUGUGUUUCUUCUCAAAUAAACAUGUUCACCAAACUUUUAAAAAUUACAACUUUGGGUCACAUUCAAGGCAUAAUGGAAUAAUGAUCCUUUAUGACUGAUCAGACUGCGCCAAAACAUUGAUUCAUUUGAAACAAGAAGUGCAAUAUUUUUGAGUGACUAAUGUGUAAUAAUAUACUUUGAGAACAUGAAUUUGGGAGUGGUGCGUAGGAGUGUCGCAUCUAUUUCCAUGGUAUCUGAUACUGGUAACUAUAUUCUUCACAGCCCGUAACUGAAGCAUCAUAUGUGAACAUCCCAGUUAUUGGAUUCUGCAACACAGACUCUCCACUUUCCCAUGUGGAUGUAGCAAUCCCGUGCAACAACAAGGGUGCUCAUUCUGUCGGUCUCAUGUGGUGGUUACUGGCAAGAGAAGUGUUGCGAAUGCGUGGUAGCAUCAGCCGUCAGCAUCCUUGGGAAAUCAUGCCAGAUCUGUACUUCUACAGGGAUCCAGAAGAUGUAAUGAUUACAAAAACAAUAUUUUUUAUUUUGCGUUAUGAAUAACAUAGGCAUUUGACAGUGUAUGAACCAAUUCUCGAGACUGUUAGUGGCUCUUGUGGGUCCUCUCAUGAAUGGCAUGUCCCUGCGAAAGAGCAGUGGAAAAGACAACAGAACAAUGCCCCUUAUCCCCAAAACACCUGCAGCUGCUUUAUUUCUUGAUCAAGAAAUACAGUUCAUGGGAGCUGCAUGUCUUUUCUUUUCACUUGAAAGCAAUCACUAUUUCAGUUCAAUAUAGGAAGUCAGUUUAACAAAACUUUGAGGCCAGAGUGGGCUAAAUUUGAAUUGAAUUAAACAACAGCACACUCAGGGUAGGAACAACAAACUCCUUUAAUAACCAACAGUUACUGGCAUUUUGGAAGAAGGCACAAGGAUAAUUAUGAUAAUUAGGUUUACCUAAACUAGGAAAUAAAUUUAUUGUAUUCUGAAGUGUGGCAUAAAAUCAGUUCAUUCUUUUCGUCGUCAGGUUGAGAAAGACGUCAUGGAACGGGAACAAGAAGAACAGGUGCAGCCAGCAAGCACCUAUACUAGUGAUUGGGCUGGUACAGUUGAUCAGGGUGCCGGAGAGGUUGGUAGUAGUGCAGUCAAUUUCUUUAACCCUUUUAGUCCCGAGAGUGACCAACAUCAAGUUUCCCCUAACAAUAUUAAUACAUUAUAAAAAGAAAAGGUUGGGAGAUUUAAUAAAAUGAUCACCUCAGGGAAAUUGCUCUGAUCUUUUAUCAAAUUCUUGCAACUUAUUCUUUAAGGAAAUGUAUGGAGAUCAGUUUGGAGAAUUUUCAUUAUUAUUAGGGACACUCUGGAUCAAUCCCAUGGUCGCAGGGUUCAAAAAACUCCUUUGCGGACAUCUACAUUAAAGGGGGAACAUGCAUUUACAUUCAUACCCAAAUAAAAUGAGAUAUUUGGACAGACUGGCCACAUUGUAAUUUGACUGUACAGAUUAUAUUUUGCAUUUCGUUUUAGAACUGCAAAGGGUCUGCAAGUCUGUAAUAAGGAGCCAUAGUAGUUUGACUGAAAUUAUUUCAGUCUAAUGCAUGUAAUUCUUGCUGAGGAUGCAGGUGCAGUCUUUAUUAGCAAAACAUUAUCCAGACAUGAGAGAACAAAGCAGAAAAAAGGGGAAUGCUACUCUCCCUACUUUGAGCUACUCCCGUCUAUCUGAAUUCUCAGAAUAAGUUAUUAUUAGCUGUGAGAUUUUUGUAGGUGAGAGCUGUCCUGAUAGUGGUCAAUGAAAGUUGGCAAACCUAAAUAAAAGGCAUCCAAAGCCUAGUUUAGCACUUGUUUGAGUUUUCUUGAAUUUUAUUUCUGUUAUUUCCAGUGGGGUGCUGAGCAGAUGGGAGUUCCAGCAGUCCCAUCUGGUGUGGUUGGUGGUGAGGAUUGGGGUGCCUCCACCAAGGAAUGGGGCAGUGAAGUUCCUGCUGCUCCAACAAAGGACUGGGCAGAUGUCCCAAGCAAGGACUGGGGUGACCCUGCACCCAAAGAGUGGGGAGCUGAAGAUGUGCAACCAAGCAGUGACUGGGGUACAGCUGUGGCAGAUGCAACCAGUGGAGGAGCUGAAUGGGCAUGAUUUGUUGACUAAAAGCUCACUGACUGUAACACUUUGAAAGAAGGAAAAUAAACUUAUUCCCAUGUCUCAAUACUGGCAUCUGCUACUAAUUUGAAUUUAAUGCAUCUUCUUUCCCUUAAUGUAUGUUUUCAUGGAAACCGGUCUUUUCUAUACGAACUCAAGCAUUAAAACUGUACAAUGAAUUUCGUUCAAUUUAAUUGCAGUUUGUGCAUGAACAAGAGAAGCACUUGGGGUUGAUAUUCCUCUUUCUUUAAAGUAAUUUUACUUGACCUGUGAAAUGGAGUAAAAACUAGGGCUAAUAGCCACAAGUAAGCAAGAGAAGACAAUGGAAUUAGUGCAUGAUAGCACGUAGUAUCAUGCUUAUGGGUUAAGUAAAAUCACUCUAAGCCAAGGACUUGAACCUAUUUUAUGCCUUGACUGAAUCAACU
Molecule: messenger RNA, 4663 nt
Organism: Porites evermanni
Lineage: Eukaryota; Metazoa; Cnidaria; Anthozoa; Scleractinia; Poritidae
Source: the annotation of a GenBank genome assembly